Molecule: messenger RNA, 4803 nt
Organism: Bathycoccus prasinos
Lineage: Eukaryota; Viridiplantae; Chlorophyta; Mamiellophyceae; Mamiellales; Bathycoccaceae
Exons: 1
Coding region: 1-4803 (1600 amino acids)
Biological process (GO): IRE1-mediated unfolded protein response; intrinsic apoptotic signaling pathway in response to endoplasmic reticulum stress; protein phosphorylation
Cellular component (GO): IRE1-TRAF2-ASK1 complex
Molecular function (GO): RNA endonuclease activity; protein serine/threonine kinase activity; ATP binding
Source: RefSeq, a predicted model, not a curated record
AUGGCUUCUUCUUCUUCUUCUUCAUAUUCUUCUUCUUUGUCCUCUCGUGCGCUCGUCUCUCAUCGCGAACAACAACAUCGCGGUUUGGCUUCGUUGGUGUCAAAGAGAACGACGGCGAGGAACGCGAGGAUUCGCAGGAAGAAGAACGUUUUUAAGAGCAGCAGUAGUAAUAAGAACAACUACGACGACGACGAGAGGGAGAAGAACAACAAGACGAAAGACCACGGCGGAGACGGUGGUGGUGGUGGUGGUGUUCCCAACAUCAACAACAACGGGAAAAGGAACACUACUCAUGGGACGACUUCUUCUUCCUCGAGCAGUGGCGGUUCUUCCUCCGAGAAACUUUCUUCUUCUUCUUCUUCGGGAGAACAGGAUAUAUAUAAUCGAAGCCGAAACAACAACAACAACGGAGGAGGAGGUGGAGGAGGAGGAGGCUUCGGAUUUUCGAAGACACUGAACGAUUUAGCUUUGAAAGCGAAAGAUGUAUUUGCCCCGGACGCGACGUCGUCGGCGCCGCCGCCGGUGGCGAAAGAUUCGACGAUGGAUCCGCUCGAGGCUAUUCUUGCCUGGCAUUUAGGUUCGUCCACGUCGACGACGUUGACGAGUCAAGAGGUUUCGGAUACGAUCGUGAACGAAGUGACGAGUUUUCCAGCGAAUAAGUUGGUGAGAGGGCAAAGUCCGUCCGUGGCGAUGCAUUUGCCGAUUCCGUUUAUUCGAGCGCACGAAAGAAAGUUUCGAGGGAGGAAAGAGCUGGCUAUGGGGAGGAAAUCGGUCAUGGAGAAAGAGAUGACGAGUGGUGAAAUCGAUGAUGUUACGAAAAUAGAUAUCGACGAUAGCAACGAUCCUUUAUUGUCAAAUUUACGAAUCGCGCUGGAGAGUUGGCAAGAGUGGUCGGCGCCCACCGUGGCGUUGGCGCUGCGAGGAGCGCUGAUGUCCGCGAGCGCUUUACGAGCCGCCAGUGGUUUGAGCGGAAAAGGGAGGAGAGAAGGCGAGACGAUGACAGUUUUGUUACCGAGCGAAGGUUUAGGUAGGAGCGAUUUGAAAAAGUGUUUUGAUUUGUUGUGGCCAGACGCGCCGUUUAAUUUCGAGAGUUACGGGAACAACAUGGUGGACGCGUUAAACGAAGAAGAAGAAGAUGUUGUGGUUGAGAUGAAUCAAGGCACGAAAGACGCGUUGAGUGAACGCAAACGAGGCGAAAAGAAAAUGGUCGUGUUAAUACACUUUGCCGCGCCUGGAAACGAUAACGCCUCAGAAUCCGACGGCGAAGCGAUGGUCAAAUGCGCGGAGACGUUGUUGGAAAAGAACGUGCCUUUCGUCGCAUUAACGAUUUGGCUCGACGACUCUUUAGCCAAAGCCGUGCAAUCCGGGAAACCGAAAAAGGAAGAGAAGGAAAACUUGAAGCAACGAAUGGAAAAACGAACUCGCAUUUUACUCGGACGGUCCGUCAAACGCGUCGAGGCGAAGAAGAAAGUCGAUCGCGCGUUUGCGUUGGCCAAGAACGAUCCGACGGGAAGAUCUCUCGUCGCGUUGGAGGAAGCCAUUCGCGAGGCGCAAGCUGUAGGAGCGGUCGCCGAAGACGGCGAGCAGAUGUUACGCGACGUUCGUUUGAAAGCGCUCGCGAUGGAGGAAGUAAGUUUAGCGAACGCUUUGAAAUCGCAGUGCGUGGCGGUGCCGAUGGACGAACAGAGGUUAGUCGCGACGUUAGAACGCGCGAGGAAGAUUUUACGGCAAAGUUUAGAGUUGGAGAAGGAAAAGGCGCAGUUGUCGAAAAUGGUCAAGGAAAGAAAAAGAAAACAGAUGCUGAGGAACAAACGGAGAGAGGAACGUCGAGCGGACCCAUUUAGCAGCGAUGAUGACGAUGAAGACGUCGAAUUUUCCAUCGACGAAGAAGACGAAGAAAUGACAACCUCGUCCUCUUCCACCUCUUCUUCUUCGUCGUCGUCGGCGUCUUCUGCCACAUCGGAAUCCGUGGAUGUCAGUCAAUCGGACGACGACGACGACGAUGAUGAUGAUGAAGACGAAGGAAGAAAAGAAAAAAUGGUGGUGUCGUCGUUCGAUGCCGAUCCGUUUGUGAGUAACGAUUCGUCCGUAGCGAGCGCGAAAGAGCGAGACGGUGUGAUGGUCAAAGAAAGUUCUCCUGAACGCGAGCAAUUAGCAACGGCGAUUAAGUUAGCCGAGUUUGCGCUCGAAGCGAUCGCUUUAGAAUCCGAUAUGCGGAAAACCUUAGCCGACGAAGCGUCGCGAACGUACGAUUCGAUUCCAACUUUAGAAAAUUUGUUACUUCGCGCGACAAAUUUAGCCUCUUCGGGUUUACCUUUGACGCAAGAAGGUGCGGCGAAGUUGAACGCGUUGGUUUCCAGAGUUCAGUCGAGAACGACCGCGUUGCAAGAGAUGGAAGGCGUCAAAGCCGGUCUCGUGGAAGCGUUGGAGCUGAACUUACGCGGCGGCGAUUUAGCCUCUGGCGGCGUCGCCGAAUUGGACGUCAUGAAACUCGAAGAAGCGAUUCGAAGAGCGAAAGCCUCGGCGUGGCCGUGGAAAUUAGAAGAAGAAGUCGUCAAAGCGACAAUCGUGCUGGAAAAAUGGCAAUCGUUGCGAAGAGUUGAGGAUGCGAUCGCUUCGAGAUCGAAACGAAACAUCAAACUCGCCAUCGAAGAAGCCGAGGCGAAAUUCACAGCCGAGGAAGAUAAGAUUGAUUUGCGAAGAGCGAAAAUUGCUCUGGAAGAACUCGAAGCCGAAGAUGCGUUGGAAGGCGGUGAUAAGCGUUUGAAGGCGUACUUCAUGGCAUCGAAAGUUGCGUGGCAAAGCGGAUCGGUCACCCCGGAAUCCGCGCAAAUGCUCGCGACUUUGCGCGAAUCCUUGGAAAUUACCGCUGCGGAGCACGAACAAGUACAAAGAAUGGCGAAUGCAAGUUCCUCGUUAGGCGCAGAAGAAAGUAACAAGAAGAAAGCCCAAGAUCUCGCGACGUUGAAUUCUAUGCGACAAAGAACAGAACGCGUCCGGUUCGAUGCCAUGGCGGGUGUCGGUGUACGCGGUCCAGUUUUUGAAAGCAACAGCAAAGACGAAGCUGGAAGUUCGGGCGUAUUUGAAGCGAUGACGCAAGAAGAAGAAGAAGCGAUUCGAGUGUGGGCGUCUGCUAUUCCAGACGACGACGGUGCCGGAGAAGCGGCCGGCUCGUCCGAGUUCAACGACGAAAAAACCAAUAACAAUAGCACGAGCGGCGCAGAUUCGUCUGCGACGACGUGGCGUAAAGUUGGCGAUUCCAUCAUUUACAACGAAGAAGAGGUUAUCGGCGUUGGUUCUGCUGGCACGUACGUGUUUAGAGGCUACGUGCGACACACGUCUCGCGCGAGACACGCGGUCGCGGUAAAACGCAUCGCCAGACCUCCGGGAAAGAAAGGACGAGAAUUGGUCCGAUUAGUCGAACGCGAAGUCGAAUUGAUGACUGCGUUGAACCAAUCGCCGAAAGUACCAUUCUUCCACUGUUGGGGAAUUACAAACUCAAACGUGUUCAUCGCGUUAGAGUUGUGUCCAGAAUCUUUGCGCGAACACGUCAGUCGACAAAACGCAACUUUAGGAAUCGACAAACGCGUCGGAUUGUUGAAAGGCGUCGCCGGCGGCAUCGAGUGGCUCCACGACGCCUCCAAACCACAAGGAUGCAUCACGCACAACGAUCUGAAACCAGAAAACUUGUUGGUGACGGCGAAUGGCGAGGUGAAAAUCGCUGACGUUGGUUUAGGCGUCAAGUUAUCGAAAGAAUCGAGGAACGGGUCGAAACACGAUCAAUAUUCCUUGUCCACGUUUAACAAAUACGGGGUGUCCAUUUUGCUCGCCGGAAGAGCGCCGGAGAUUUUACAACGGAAACCGUUAACGCCUGCCGCAGAUAUAUGGGCCAUGGGCGUGUGCUUCUUUUUCGUGCUGACCGGCUUAUCCUCUCCGUUUGGCUUGGAUCCAAACAAACAACCGUCGGACGAAGACAUCAUCGCUGGGAAGCGAAAUCUUCAAAUUCUCAUGCGAACGCCUGGAUUAAGCCCGCGGCGUCAAGUGGAAUCGAGACACCUGUUAUCGGCCAUGUUAGACCCGAACCCGAAAGUUCGACCGACUGCCUCGGAAGUGUGUGCACACCCUCUGUUGUGGAAUAACCAACAAACCAUGCUUCGCGUGCGCGUGUUACACGAACGCGGCGCAUCCUCGGGUAACCAAUCGUUGACGAGCGUCUUAGAUAAACUCGCGACGUCGGCGAUGUUACAUCAAGGCAGUUCUGCGGGCAGUAGCGAUCGUGGGGCGCUUUUGAUGGCAGUAAACAUGGAUUCCACGGACUGGCAACGCAGAAUCGAUUCGAAAAUUCUCGAGCGAGUAUUGAGCCACGCCGCGAAUUCGAAUCGCAAGAAGAUGAAGAGUAACGUCAACGGCGACCACCUGCACAACAACAAGAAACCUACCAACAACAUCGGUAGUUCGGCGACGAUCACGUCCGCAGCAACCGUCCAAACUGAAGCUAUUGGAGUUAAACCGUACGGGAACAACUUUGCCGAUUUGUUGCGAUUCUGUCGAAAUGCCUACGAACACCCGCCGAACGAAAAAGAAAUGAUUGCGAUGAUUGACGCAUUAGUGGAAGCCCGGAAUUUUGGCGAGGCGAUCGAUUCGUUGCCGGAUGGACUUUUAGAAAAAACGAAUCUCAAGCGCGCGUCGAGAGCGGAGAGGAAGGCGUUGUUGGCGGCGUACUUGAUGCAUUUGUUCCCCGGGUUGGCGUUAGCUGUGCACGAGGUAUCUUUGGCUACGGAAAAUAUUGCGAUCAACAGAUGA